AUGGACCAAACGGAAGCCGAGCCUCAGGUCUAUAUGGCAUGCGUCCUACAUGACCAUCGGGUUGGAAUUGCUUACUAUGAUCCCAGUAUUUGCCAACUUCAUGUGCUUGAAGUUUGGGAAGAUGGAAGCUCGGACUUUCCCCUAAUUGAUCUGGUAAAAUAUCAGGUGAAGCCUUUGAUUGUUUACACAAGUACUAAAAGUGAAGAGUCCUUCUUAUCUGCUUUACAACGAAGUGAUGGAACAACUGAGGCUCCUACAGUGAAACUAGUAAAAAGUUCAAUAUUCAGUUAUGAGCAAGCCUGGCACAGAUUGAUAUACCUUCGAGUGACAGGAAUGGAUGAUGGGCUGAAUAUCAAGGAGAGGAUUUCUUAUCUUAGUUCUAUGAUGGACAUGGGAAGUGAUGUUCAAGUGCGAGCAAGUGGAGGUCUUCUUGCCAUAUUAGAGAGUGAAAGGAUUGUAGAUACCCUUGAGCAAAAGGAAUGUGGAAAUGCAUCAAUUACUAUUGAUUCUGUCACGGAAAUUUCACUAAACAAAUUUCUUAAACUCGAUGCAGCAGCUCAUGAAGCACUGCAAAUUUUUCAAAUCGACAAACAUCCAAGCCAUAUGGGGAUUGGCAGGGCAAAAGAAGGAAAGGACAUAUUCCUUAACGAGAUUAAGAUAUCAUUUUUCCUUUGUUCUGAAGAACUGAUGGUUUCUUUGCGAGAAACAUUGAAGUCUGUCAAGGACAUUCCACGUUUACUCAGAAGUGUUUGUGCGCUCUUGCAUUUGGGCAAGUUACUUGAAGUAGGCAUUUCUGAAAGUCUUCAAGAACAGGCAAAGUACUUGAAUUUGAACAUUAUUGAUCAGGCUUGUUCAUGCAUCACAACUGAGUUGGCUUAUGUCUAUGAAUUGGUGAUUGGUGUUAUUGAUACUAAUAGAAGUAAAGAGAAGGGUUAUGGGACAGUAGUGAAAGAGGGGUUCUGUGAUGAGUUGGAUGAGCUGAGGCAAAUCUAUGAAGAACUGCCAGAUUUUCUGCAUGAGGUUUCUUCAAUGGAGCUUGGACAACUUCCCCAUUUCAGUAAAGAGAAGCUUGUUCCUUGUAUUGUUUACAUACAUCAAAUAGUGUUGAAGGAUGGAUUUCUUGAAUUGAAUGGAAUUCUAACUUUUUCUGAUGUUGAUGGAGAGACUAAAAGAUUUUUUUAUCGUACCCCAAAGACGCGAGAAUUGGACGAACUUCUAGGAGACAUUUAUCACAAGAUACUAGAUAUGGAGAGGGCAAUCACUAGAGACUUGGUUUCGCAUAUGCUUCUAUUUUCUGACCAUCUGCGUAAGGCUGUAAAUUUUGCAGCUGAACUUGAUUGCAUUUUGUCAAUGGCCGUAGUUGCCCGUCAAAACAAUUAUGUGAGGCCUAUUUUGACUGAAGAAACCUUGCUUGACAUUCAAAAUGGAAGACAUGUUUUGCAGGAAAUGACCGUAGACACAUUUAUUCCUAAUGAUACAAAGAUUCUUCAUGAUGUCCAUGGCAUUGAUGCUUCUGUUGCAAUUAAUUUUGAGGUGGCUCUAAUAGUUUUCCUUUCUCACAUUGGAAGUUUUGUGCCAGCAGAUGCUGCCACGGUGGGAUUGACUGAUAGGAUAUUCUGUGCAUCCGGAAGCAAGCUCAUGACUGCAGAACAAUCAACAUUUAUGAUUGAUCUGCAUCAAGUAGGAGUGAUGCUAAGGCAAGCAACUUCACGAUCUUUGUGUCUGUUGGAUGAAUUUGGUAAAGGUACUCUAACUGAAGAUGGCAUUGGUCUACUGGGUGGAACUUUAAAUCAUUUUGUUGCAUGUGAUGACCCUCCAAAGGUUCUGAUGUGCACUCAUUUGACUGAGUUAUUUAGUGAUGGUUGCUUACCAAGGUCUGAGAAGGUAAAAUUUUACACCAUGAGUAUGCUGAGACCUGACAACAACUCUACAGACAACGAGGACAUUGUUUUUCUCUAUCGGUUAGUUCCUGGACAUGCACUUCUUAGCUAUGGACUUCAUUGUGCUCUACUUGCUGGCAUCCCUGAGGAAGUUAUUAAGAGAGCAGCAUUCAUAUUGGAUUCCGUUGGAAAUGGCAAUUAUGCUGAGCGAUUGUGCAAUGGGAAUAUAUCAGCGCAGGAUCAGCAAAACAAGGAAUUGGUGGACAGGAUGCUGAAAUUUGAUGUUUUCAAGGGUGACAUCAAUCUCUUCUUCCAAGAUAUAUUUGCUUGUUCCUCCAAGAAGUAUGUUGAUAAGAAUCCAAAGUUUGAUCUACUGAAGGACUUGUAUGUUUCUCUUUGGUUUGCUUCCGUUUCCCUACAACUUGGAAAACUGUUUGUAUUAUCUGAAUUUAAACGUAGGGAAAGAAUGGAUGAUGAUGAUGAGGGGAACGGUUUUAAGGAUGAGGUUCUUAUUUCAUACAGUUGGCUGUAUACACAGCCAAUUGAGGAAGAUUACCCGUUCUAUCCUUGGCCUACCAUUUUCAAUUUUUUCGAAAGGAUUGAGAUGGAAAAUGCACUGACUGUCCUUGUGGCAGAAAGAAAAGAUCAUAUGGUGGCGGAUCGAACUUAUAAAGUAUCCGUUGAAAUGAGAUCCAGGAAGAAUACUUAA
Messenger RNA from Dovyalis caffra, 2589 nucleotides. Lineage: Eukaryota; Viridiplantae; Streptophyta; Magnoliopsida; Malpighiales; Salicaceae. The record is from the annotation of a GenBank genome assembly.